Drosophila ficusphila is the source of this 1345-nucleotide messenger RNA. Its product is annotated as elongation of very long chain fatty acids protein. NCBI's taxonomy places the organism in Eukaryota, Metazoa, Arthropoda, Insecta, Diptera, Drosophilidae. Gene Ontology annotation, molecular function: fatty acid elongase activity. The transcript is spliced from 2 exons. Bases 343 to 1173 code for a protein of 276 amino acids. Gene Ontology annotation, biological process: fatty acid elongation, saturated fatty acid; sphingolipid biosynthetic process; fatty acid elongation, polyunsaturated fatty acid. Gene Ontology annotation, cellular component: endoplasmic reticulum membrane. The record is from RefSeq and is a predicted model, not a curated record.
UUAUAGUAAGCAGAAGAUUAGUUUAAAAAUGUUCUGCGAAUUUGCGAAAAUUUUUAUUGUAACAAACUGAAAGCUUUAGUUUUCCUCAGUAUUUUUUUGAGCGUAAAUCCAAUUUGAAAUUUUGAAACCAGCAACAUUGAAAGCAAAUCUCUCUGGCAGUGCAACGCCUGACUCGGGUUAAUAUCGAAUCGUGCCGCUUCUCAUUUAGCGGUCAUUAACAUAGAGAACCGAAACCGGAAUGCCGGCGGAUCGCUUAGUUCCGUUCAGAAGACUGAAGACCUUCGUGGGUUGUAAAUCGCUUUCCGGCAUUUUGGCAAGGAGUAUUACAGAAUCGCGAUCAGGAUGAGGCACAACAUGGUGGCCUACCUGUACUGCCUGGUGCGGGAUCUCUACGCCGAGCACGGGGAUCCUCGAGUGGCACACUUACCCUUGCUGGGCAACCUGUGGAUCGUUCUGGCAAUUGUGGGUCUAUAUGUGGCUUUUGUUUUACAUUACGGUCCAAAAUGGAUGGAGAAUCGAAAUCCUUUUGAACUUAAAAAAGUGAUGCAAGUGUACAAUGUGGUUCAGGUGGUGGCAAACGCCACAAUUUUUGUGAUUGGUCUGAGCAACACCUACUUGCAACCGGGAUACAGUUGGACUUGCCAGCCAGUUAAUCACACGGAUACCUCUCCUGCUAUGAUGAAAACAUUGUAUGCCUCGUAUGCCUACUAUAUGCUCAAGUACCUGGAUCUGCUGGAUACGGUUUUCAUAGUCCUUCGCAAGAAGAACUCGCAAGUGAGCUUCCUGCACGUCUACCACCACGGAGGAAUGGUCUUCGGGGUGUCCAUCUUCAUGACCUUCCUAGGCGGUUCCCACUGCACCAUGCUGGGGGUGAUCAACCUGCUCGUGCACACUGUGAUGUACGCCUACUACUUUGCCGCAUCACUGGACGUUGUGAAGAACCUGCUCUGGUGGAAGCAGCGCAUCACGCAGUUGCAACUGAUGCAGUUCGGCUACCUCACGUUCCACUUCCUGCUGGUAAUCGUGCGGAAUCCGUGCCAGUUCCCCGUCUUCAUCGCCUUCAUCGGGUUCAUCCAGAACAUCUUCAUGUUCUCCAUGUUCUUCGACUUCUAUUACAAGACCUAUGUGCGCAAGCAGCGAAAGUCGGCGGAGGCCAAGCUGAAAACCAGCUGAGCUGGGAGCGAGUGUAAGGUUCAAGUUCACUCCGCACACCAUUUCCAUACUAAAUUGUGUAAUAAGCUGGUCGGUCGCUUAUGCAAAUAGGCUCCGAUUGAACCCCAACUGCCUGGUAUAAAUAAACAUUCGGACUGUGCCCCAAAACCCCUCCGCCUCAUCGCCACCAAAA